CGAGAUGAUGGAAGAAGGCGGCGUUACCGUUUGUGUGCGAGUGCGGCCACUUAUUGCCAGGGAAAAGGAAGACCUGGAUGAAAAAGGCCAAGUUUCAUGGAAAAGUGAAGACUGCACAGUAUCACAAACAGAUGGAACCAGGUCAUUUGUCUUUGAUCGUGUGUUCCACUCUAACAACAGCACAAAGGAAGUCUACCAAGGUGUGGCUGCUCCUAUUAUCAAGUCGGCCGUUCAAGGAUAUAAUGGGACUAUUUUUGCUUAUGGUCAGACCGCUUCAGGCAAAACGUACACAAUAUUGGGUACCAAAGAUGGUCCAGGUAUCUUAGCCAUGGCAAUUAAUGAUGUCUUCAAUACGAUCUGCAGAAUUCCAGAUAGGGAAUUCCUGCUCCGUAUAUCCUACAUGGAAAUUCAUAAUGAAACUAUACAAGACUUGCUAUGCAGCAACAAUAGGAAAAAGAAGUCACUGGUUGUUCGCGAAGACAUCAAUAGGAAUAUCUAUGUUGAAGAUCUGAAUGAAGAAGUUGUGGUUUCUCCAGAAGAGGUUAUAAGCUGGCUGAAGAAAGGAGAAAAAAACAGGCACUACGGUGAGACAAAAAUGAAUGAAAGAAGCAGCCGCUCUCAUACAAUUUUUAGAAUGAUCAUUGAAAGUAAAGAAAAGUAUACUUCUGGCUCGAGCUAUGAAGGAGCUGUAAUGGUUUCCCAUUUGAAUUUUGUAGAUCUGGCAGGAAGUGAAAGAGCCAGUCAAACGGGGGCUGAAGGGAUUCGACUUAAAGAAGGGUGUAAUAUUAACCGGAGCCUCUUCAUCUUGGGCCAAGUUAUCAAGAAACUUUGUGAUGAUCAGUCUGGCGGCUUUAUCAACUACAGGGACAGUAAGCUAACAAGAAUUCUCCAGAACUCCUUGGGUGGAAAUGCCAAGACUGUUAUUAUAUGUACAAUUACACCAGCAUCAUUGGAAGAGACUCUUAGCACACUCCAGUUUGCCAGUACAGCUAAAAAGAUGAAGAAUACCCCGAAAGUCAAUGAAGUUCUUGAUGAUGAUGCUCUUCUAAAGAGAUACCGUAAUGAAAUAGAAGAAUUGAAACGCCAACUGGAAGAAGUUUCGUCGUAUUCCCAAACCAAAGAUCAGUUAGCACAACUCUUGGAAGAGAAGAAUUCCGUUCAGAAUGAGCAGCAAGACAGGAUAAGAGCACUCACUGAGAUGUUGGUGACUUCAUCCUCUUUUUUGCGAGAACGGGAGCGAAAGGAUAAAAAGAAGAGGCGUGUGACCUGGGCCCCCGGGGCUUUAAGCCAAGAUGGGGGAAUCCCUUUCCUGGAAGACAUUCCUGGAAGAGCUAAGCGCUUCAAAAGUUCUUUGCCUUGUGUGACAGAGAUGGAAGAAUGUAAGUUCUUUUCCUCUGUAUCCUCGGACGUCUCCGACUAUGAAGAUCCACCCAGUGUUAUGCCUGAGGAGGAAUGGAUCCCGGGAUCGAAAAUAAGCUUUGAUAAUGCCGUCACUGAACAGCAAACUAUAAAAGCAAAAUUUGAUAGUGUGUGCUUGGAGAAAGAACAGCUGACCUAUGAACUCACAGAGCUGCAUGAGAAAAUAUCAACCCAUGAGUUUAUGGCCCUUGAGAAACAGGCUUCUGAAGAGCAGGAGUGCUUCAUAACUGCUUUGCUAUUUGCUUCACUUGCUCCACAGAUGCAACUAAUGCAUGAAAUUACCAACUUAAAGGCUAUAAUUUCAAAUGCAGAAAUAUACAAUCAAGACCUUCAGGUGAGCUGGUGGCAAGAAAUAAACUCAAAAGACAUGCAAUGCAAGAAACAGGAGGAAAGAAUCACAGCGUUGGAAGAGCACAAUAAGAAACUUAAAAGCCUUGUAGAAGAGUUUAAAAAAGACAAAAAUGAUUCAACCAUUUUAGUACAAACUCCAAGGAAAAACCGGGACGAAGUGCAAGAGUUAAAGCAGUCCCUCAGAGAUGCUGAAGCAGUUGCCCUGGAUGCUAAGAAAGAAUCUGCAUUCCUCCAAAGUGAAAAUGUAACAUUGAAAGAAAAAAUGAACCAGCUCUCAGAUACUUGCAAUCAAAUUGAAAAAGAUCUUGGAAGCUACAAGACCCAAUUAGAAAGAGGAAAAGCCAACUAUAAAAAAAUGCAGUCUGAUCUCCAGAAAGAGCUACAGUAUUACAUGCAAGAAAAUGCAAAGCUGACAUCACUGGUGGAAGUUAACAAUUCAAAAGACUUGCUACCAUAUAUGGAGUUGGAAGGGAAAAUGGAGGAUUUAAAAAAUCAGCUUAAUAAAGCCUUGGACGAGAACGUGGAUUUAAAGGAAAAGUUGGCUGGUUUAUCAGAAGUAAACUGUGGAUCAGAUCUUGAAAUCUUACAUAAAGAAAUUGUUGAAAAAAACGACACAAUUGCUUUGCUGAUGUCAGAAAAAGAAAUGUUGUGGUCUCAAGUUGCUGAAAAAGAGAGAAAGCUUAAUGAAGCAACUCAAGCGUUGGCAUCCAAAAUGGAUUUAGCCAAUGAUGAAGUGAUAAGAGGACACACCGUAGCUUUUGAAGAACUCAGACAGCCAUGUGAUAAAUUGGAGCAGAAAUUCUUGGAUGUGGCUGAAGAAGACAAAUCCAUGAAAACACAAAUAGAUUCCUGUUCCAAUGGAUGUCUCAAUACUUCCAUCAGUUAUAAUACCCAAGAGCAAUCUACCAAAAAGGAAGAAUUAGAGGAAAAGGGCUUGGAGCAAGAGGAGCUGCUCACCCUUAAAAAACAACUGGAUGAAGCGCAUGAAAAGCUGAGUGAAAUGGAAGAGCUCAAAGAUCAGUUGAAGGCUUGGGAGUCCAAAAUGGAAGCCGAGGAGGCACAAAAGUCAGACAUGAUGGAAAGACUUCAGGAGGAUAAAGAAAAAAUAAGAGCCUUGACCCAAGAAAGAAAUGACUUCAAACAAAAACAGGAAGCCCUUGAGAAGGAGAGAGAUCAACUCAAAGAAGAUAUACAAGAUACCGUCUCGAUGCAAUCUACCAAAAAGGAAGAAUUAGAGGAAAAGGGCUUGGAGCAAGAGGAGCUGCUCACCCUUAAAAAACAACUGGAUGAAGCGCAUGAAAAGCUGAGUGAAAUGGAAGAGCUCAAAGAUCAGUUGAAGGCUUGGGAGUCCAAAAUGGAAGCCGAGGAGGCACAAAUGUCAGACAUGAUGGAAAGACUUCAGGAGGAUAAAGAAAAAAUAAGAGCCUUGACCCAAGAAAGAAAUGACUUCAAACAAAAACAGGAAGCCCUUGAGAAGGAGAGAGAUCAGCUCAAAGAAGUUAUACAAGAUACCCUCUCAAUGCAAUCUACCAAAAAGGAAGAAUUAGAGGAGAAGGACUUGGAGCAAGAGGAACUGCUCACCCUUAAAAAACAACUGGAUGAAGCGCAUGAAAAGCUGAGUGAAAUGGAAGAGCUCAAAGAUCAGUUGAAGGCUUGGGAGUCCAAAAUGGAAGCCGAGGAGGCACAAAAGUCAGACAUGAUAGAAAGACUUCAGGAGGAUAAAGAAAAAAUAAGAGCCUUGACCCAAGAGAGAAAUGACUUCAAACAAAAACAGGAAGCCCUUGAAAAGGAGAGAGAUCAGCUCAAAGAAGUUAUACAAGAUACCGUCUCGAUGUCAAAGCAAUCUACCAAAAAGGAAGAAUUAGAGGAGGACGGCUUGAAGCAAGAGGAGCUGCUCACACUUAAAAAACAACUGGAUGAAGCGCAUGAAAAGCUGAGUGAAAUGGAAGAGCUCAAAGAUCAGUUGAAGGCUUGGGAGUCCAAAAUGGAAGCCGAGGAGGCACAAAAGUCAGACAUGAUGGAAAGACUUCAGGAGGAUAAAGAAAAAAUAAGAGCCUUGACCCAAGAGAGAAAUGACUUCAAACAAAAACAGGAAGCCCUUGAGAAGGAGAGAGAUCAGCUCAAAGAAGAUAUACAAGAUACCAUCUCGAUGAAUAUUGAAGCCCAGGAGGGCUUCAUGAGUGCCCAGAAUUCUUUGAAGCAGUGUCAGAAGUGCAUCAAAGAACUUAAAGAAACCAUUGCAGAGAAAGACAAACAGAUUUCAAGAGUUAAGGAAACUUUAGAGAUCACAAUUGAUGAUCAGAAACAACAGAUAUUGCAGAUACUGCAGAUUCUGAAAUUAACAGACGACUUGAAAGACAUCUCGGUUAACCAAAUUCAAAAUGAAGACGUCAACAAUGAACUUCAGUGGAUUAAGGAGCAGAUUGCCACUCUCCAGCAAGAGAAGGUGGCAUUGCAACAUCAACUGGAGGAUUUGGAAAAGGAAAAGAAUCAGUAUCUAGAAAGCUACCAAGUGCUACAAACGAAGUCUGUUGACCUGCAGCAGUUGCUCCAGACGAAUCAGAAUGCAGAAAGUUUUGAUGACGCAGAGCAGCUAAAAAUUAGUCUUGAGUCUCAAGUGGAAGUCUUGCAGAAGGAGAAUGCUGAGCUGGUUCAGAAGCUUCACAGCACUGAAGAAGACAUUAAAAAUAUUGGCCAAGAAAAAGAGCAUUUGAGAAUAGAGGUAGAGGUUCUUCGAGCCGAGAAGGAUACCAUGACUCAAACUGUCUACCAUCUAGGUGAGACUCUAGAGAAGCUGGUUCCAAUGAAUUUGGAACUGCAGGAACAAUUGAAUGAGGCUAAUAAUUCUCUCAGAGAACAUAAGGAAAUGGUAGAAGAACUGAAAGGAAAAACCAUAGCCACAGAUUCUCAGACUUCAAAAAUUGACGAGGAAUUGAAACAAAAGGCUGAGGAUACUCAAUUAGAACUGGAGAAGUUGUUAGCAUAUGUAAAAUUACAAGAAGAUGAGGUUAAUACACAGAAGAAUUUAGUUCUUGAGAAACAACAGAUGUUUCAGAGACUUGAAGAGGAAUUUAAAAGAAGAAACAAAAAAACUAAAGAAAAGCUCCAAUACCUAGAAAACAAUUCUCUCGAGCUGCGGCAACUGCUCUGCCUGAAAAAAGAAGAGAGUCAGCAGAAUGUAGAGAAGACGAAGGAUGAUGAACAGCUAAGUAUCUCUGAGUCUCAAAUGGAAGCCUUGCAGAGGGAGAAAAACGAGCUUGUUCAGACGCUUCAGAGCAGUGAAGAAAACGUCAAAUACCUCAGCCAAGAAAAAGAGAAUCUAAGAACAGAAAUAGAGGUUCUUCAAGCCGAGAAGGAUAACAUGAUUCAAACAGUCCAUCGUCUGAGUGAGACUAUAGAGAGGCUUGUUCCAGUGAAUUUGGAACUGCAGCAAGAACUGAGGGAGGCUAACAAUUCUCUCAGAGAACAUAAGGAAAUGGUAGAAGAACUAAAAGAAAAAAUCGUAACUACAGAUUUUCAGACUUUAAAAGUUCAUGAGGAGCUGAAGAAAAAAAGUGAGCAUAGUCAACUUGAACUGGAUAAAUUGUUGAUAUAUGUAAAAUCACAAGAAGAUGAAGGUAAAUACCAGAAGAAUUUGGUUCUUGAGCAACAACAGAUGUUUCAGAAAUUAGAAGAAGAGAUUAAAGAAGAAACAAAGCACCUACAAGAAAAAAUAAUAAAAUCAAAUGAAGAGGUAAGAGGUCUUACUGAGGAAAAGAAACAAUUGACAGCCGAAUUGAGGGAGCAGGAGAAAUGUGUCCAACAGCUACUGAAAGAAAAGACCUUGCUUCAAAAAGAGAGAGAUGACCUUCAGCAGGUUACGGAGAACAUUAAGGAAGAAAUUCAAAGCCAGCUUCAGGAGACCUCCUCUGAAAACGCUGCAAAGAUAAUAAAAUUAAACAAAGAGGCCAGCAGCCUUAAUGAGGAAAAGAAACAAUUGACAGCAGAAUUGCGGGAGCAGGAGAAAUGUAUUCAACAGCUAUUGAAAGAGAAGGCAUUGCUUCAAAAAGAGAGAGAUGACCUUCAGCAGGUUAUGGAGAACAUUAGGGAGGAAACUCAAAGUCAAUUUCAGGAGACCUUAUCUGAAAACGCUGCAAAGAUAAUAAAAUUAAACAAAGAGGCAAGCAGCCUUAAUGAGGAAAAGAAACAAUUGACAGCCGAAUUGCGGGAGCAGGAGAAAUGUGUUCAACAGCUAUUGAAAGAGAAGGCAUUGCUUCAAAAAGAGAGAGAUGACCUUCAGCAGGUUACGGAGAACAUUAAGGAAGAAACUCAAAGCCAACUUCAGGAGACCUUCUCUCAAAAUGCUGGAAAGGAGUCUGAAAUGAGUGUCCAGCGAAAGAUGCAAGACUGCUUUGAAAUCUUGGAAGCAAAAAUAUUCAGAAUAAUGGAGGCUCCAAAGAAAUUUCCAGAGCUGGAAAAAAGAUCUGAAUAUUUCAUUAAAAUCUCUCUUCAGAUCAAGAAUCUGUAUGAUAGCAAGAAAGCCUUAAUAACCAAGGGGCUUCCUGACAUUUCUCGCCAGGAAGCCAAUAACAUCAAAAGGCUUCAAAUAGAAAAUGAGCGCAUAAGUAACAGCCUCUACAGCUUGUUGAACAAACUUCAGUACUUUUUUGCCUGCUUGUGUGACAAAAGAAAAGAAUACUAUACAAACGUCAGCCAGUACACAAGGGAGCUGCUUGAUGAGCGAAGAAAUCAACAUGCACUGCUAAUGCAAAUGCAGCAACUUGGAAAGCCUCACUUGGAACAGCAGGGAGAUGCAUCCCAGCAGUUUGGUGUCUCUGGACUGAUCCAGAGCUUGGAUGGUCUCACAGAGCAAAUUUCAAAAGAAGUUUCUGAAAUGGAAGAAGAACUCGGUAGCACAGAGGUUAUGUUACAAGAGUUGGAACGUGAGAACGUAGAGAUGGAACAGUAUUUGGAACGGUGUUCAAAUCAUUUUGAUUUGCAAGGCUUUAAGGCAACAAUAAAGCAAAAUACUGAAAAGUUUCGGUCCAUCAAUCAAUUUCUACAGCCCAAAGCUGAGCCCUAUUUUCAAGCUAGAUCUGCGGUGGAAGCCAUAAACACCAACUACUGCAAAGAGAUCGAUGCUACUCUGAAAGCAUGUAAAGAAGAAACAAAGGAACUGAUUCUACAGUUAGAUGUGUUAAAGAAAGGGCAAAAGUCCUGUUCUGUUCUUAAUAUGGCAGUAAAAGAAGAAAACCAUAACCUAGGGUGUAAUCUGAAAGCAACAGAACAAGAUACAAAGAAUCUACAGUUGAAAAUACAAGAUCUAGAAAGCAUAAUAAAUGAAGAAAGAAAAAAUCUCCAGGAAAAGGAGAAAACAAUAGCCAUACUAGAAAUGAAACUUAAAGUGAGAGGUUCCAGGAGCGAAGUCAUCAAGCUUCAAGCUGCAUUAGAGGAAAAAGAAAAUUGCUUAAGAAAUGCAUUAAGUGAGAGAGAAACACUCAAGGCCCAGGUGGAUAAAGGUGUUGGAUUAUAUAAGGAGAAAAUUGAAGACCUGACAACUCAGCUUGCUAAAGCCGAUAUGGCAAGAAUGAAGCAAUCCAAAUUGUUUGAUCGAGAAAUGGCAAAUGCCAAAGCUCUGGCAGAUCAUCGGGAAGAGCAGUUAAGAAAGUUGAAGGAAGAACUUCGUAAAGCUCAACAAGAACAGGAUAUAACAGUGACGUCUAACAAAGACCUUCCUCAGUCAUUUCUACCAAUUACUUGUGGUGGCGGUAGUGGAAUUGUACAGAAUACCCAUAUGCUAGUGUUAAAAUCUGAGCAUGCAAAGCUGGAAAAAGAAUACGCUCAAUUCAAGAAAGAACAUGACCUGCUGUUGUCAAACGUGCAUCACUUGAAAGAAGAAGUUAAGAAAUGGAAGGAGCGAGCUAUGAAGAGGAGGGAGCGUGUCUUGGGAGACACCAUUGAGGAGCAUAAAAUAAAAUCUCCAAAGAAAGCGCCAGUUUCUUCUCAUUUGGCAUUGCCAGCCUCUCCCUGCAAGGAGAGCUCCAUGCAGCCAAUCUUGCCUUUGGACACGCCACAGUUGAUGCCGUCGAACAGCCAAUCAAAUUUCUUUGAUAACUCAUGCUUAGGGAUUACUGCAAAUGCAAAAUUUGGCAAAACAGAAUCCGAAGAAAACAACUUUAAGGAUUGGCUUUCAUCAGACGAUAGAGGAGAUGUUUCUAAUUGCAAGACUCAGUGAUUGUCAGAUUUUUUCAUAGGUGCUGGGCAAGACUGACAGAUGCCACUUCAUUUUUCCUCUUCUGGCAAGAUGAAACUGAUAGCCUACAACAUAUGUUCCAUCAUACCCAUAUGUGUUUUUUACUCUUGUUUGUACAUCUCCAUUAGAAAAUUCAUUUUGUAUCGUGUUUUGUAUUGUAUUUUUAAAUGUAUAAAUAAAGUAUCUUUAUAAAAAUA
Molecule: messenger RNA, 8199 nt
Organism: Thamnophis elegans (Western terrestrial garter snake)
Lineage: Eukaryota; Metazoa; Chordata; Lepidosauria; Squamata; Natricidae
Gene: CENPE
Product: centromere protein E
Exons: 48
Coding region: 5-7984 (2659 amino acids)
Biological process (GO): microtubule-based movement; mitotic cell cycle
Cellular component (GO): microtubule
Molecular function (GO): microtubule binding; ATP binding; plus-end-directed microtubule motor activity
Source: RefSeq, a predicted model, not a curated record